GGUGGCCUCCUCGUCCACUGGCCAGCCCGGCCAUUUCAGGCACCAGCGUUGCCUUCUCCCGGUCGGGCGCCGGGUUCUACACACCCACGAAGCGCGCCACUCGAAGUGUCCGCCUCGCCCCUUUUCUUCCCCCCCCCUCCCUCCCCCUUCCUGCCGCUUCCCAAGCAGCAGCAACUACAACAACAAUCAUGGCCACCAACUUCUUCGCCACCAUGGACAAGACCUGGAUCGAUGUCGCCAGCGCGAUUGACGCCCACCCCAACGGCGAGAUCCCCACUGAGAUCUUCAUCGCCGCGGCUCGUGAGCUGUCCAACAUCUUCGACAUUCUCAACUCGAUGGCCUUCUCGCCGGUCAAGAAGGACAUGGUCCAGAACAUUGACCUCGUGGAGCAGCGCUUCCUCUCCGCUGGCCCCGAGUCUCAGACCCUCAACCAGCUGAUCGCCAACGAGCGCAAGCUGAGCACCUUCAUGCAGAAGGGCAAGAGCCCGAGCCGUGCCCUUCUCUGGUACAAGCGUGGUAUGGAGUUCCUGGCCCAGGCUUUCCUGCGCUGCCUUGAGAACCCCACCGAGGAGCUGGCUGUCUCCUUCAGCAAGUCCUACGAGACCACCCUUCAGCAGCACCACGGCUUCCUGGUCCGCAAUGUGUUCAGCCUUGCCGUGAAGGCCGCCCCCUACCGCGAGGACUUCCUCAAGUCCCUGGCCAAGGAGGAUGAUCGUGAGCAGCUCCUGGCCACCAUGACCCCCUACAUUCAUGCCUAUGUCAAGGUCUGCAAGGUCCUCGUCAAGCUUUACGACGAUGAGGACCUCGAGCGCCCGCUGUAAGCAGAUCGUCUUGAUUUCACAUGGCUUGGUGCUGGGUGGCCCUCCCUCGAUAGCACACUCACACACACACACACACACGCAGAGGAGGCGAGAGACUAUGUCCUUUGCCACCCUCUCUUCAUCUCAUGUGCAUUGUGAAGUGCAGCGAGGCCGAGCGCCUUCCCGAGCGGUGUGCCGAAAUGCCGCAUAUCCUUGCAUGUACUCCGCGCGACCUCCCUUCUUCGCCGCCAGGGGAAGGGAAAAGAAGUCCAGCCGUGCUUCCUCGUGCUGCAUUUUUAGAUGUGAAUAUGUCCUGUUUCUCCCUCUCCCUUUUGGAGGGGUCUCGGAGGGAGAAAAAGGAGCUGUUUGUGUCUCCUCCAUGCGGAGAAAAACGGAAAAAAUCAAAAAAUACAAAAUGUCGAAGAAAGGGGA
This is a messenger RNA of Fonticula alba, 1232 nucleotides long. RefSeq lists its product as hypothetical. Gene Ontology annotation, biological process: ceramide transport; intermembrane lipid transfer. The transcript has 7 exons. Gene Ontology annotation, cellular component: cytoplasm; membrane; cytosol. Gene Ontology annotation, molecular function: ceramide 1-phosphate transfer activity; ceramide 1-phosphate binding. The record is from RefSeq and is a predicted model, not a curated record. The coding region runs from base 189 to 821 and encodes 210 amino acids. Lineage: Eukaryota; Rotosphaerida; Fonticulaceae.